AUGUCUUACUCACAGGCAUCUCAGUCCCAAUUUUCCUUCUGCGCCGAUUCAGAUCUAGGUCUGAAUACCGACCUCCUUAAUUCAGAUGAUAUCUCUGAGCUCAUUGGCAGUCAGGCUUCAUUGACAUCCACGUCCCGAAUUUCAUUUCCGAUUGCGCCCCUCUCGCUUACGCGUGUUGGCCUCCCUCUUCAACAGUACUGGGUCCUCUAUUCCUCCGAGCCUGGUAGCGAGAUGGAUGGAUCUCGUAAGCGCUUUAUAACGUGGUGGCUAAAUACAGAGUCUGGAUCAGCGCCCGAAAUACAAGACUCGAUCCGUUGGGAUGGGAAAAAGACAUCAAGUGUCUGGGAUAAUUUCAAUCAGGUUGCACAUGAGAAGACUGGCAAGCCAAAGCCAACUAUCCCUAGACACCAACCCUUCUCCCAGGAGCGUCUGGUGAAAGCGAUACUAGACUUCAUUUCUACAGCUCACCUACCCUUCCGAAUCGUUGAACACACCCAAUUCAAAGAUCUAGUAGAGAUUAUUCAACAAGCCCACAGCAAGAUCGAUAUACCAUCCGCGCGAAGCAUACGACGUUAUCUUGAUUCUGCAGUCAGAAGUGACCAGAAGGGGGUUCUGAAAAGGCUUCCAGAUGGGAGUCGCCUCUCACUAGCGCUUGAUUGCUGGACAUCGCCAUUUCAGCAAGCUUUCAUGGCCAUCACAGGUUACUUCCUUGAUCAGGACUGGAAUUACUGUGAAGUUCUUCUUGGGUUUGAGCAUCUUCAUGGAUCUCAUACUGGUGAAAAUCCGAGCAAGACCGUAAUCCAGCUUCUAACUGAUCAUGGAAUCACUGAUCGUGUGUUAUCUGUGACAACAGAUAAUGCAACGAAUAACAAUACCUUGAUGAUGAACAUCCAAGAGACUAUCCAGUCGCAAAGCCAAUCAGAUACCUUGAUUUUCCGAGUUCCAUGUAUUGCGCAUGUGAUUCAAUUAAGCUUGAAUGAGCUUCUUGGGAAGCUAAAGGUGACACCACCUAACAAAGAGAUUGAACUAGAGUGGUCUGAUGAGCGGACCCAUUCAUUUCAGACCAAAAGAUCUAGCUCAACUCGGCAAAUUGCAGAUACCUUAAAGAAGAUCCGAGGUCUUGCGGUCUUCAUCAAUGCAAGCCCACAACGCCGGGAGGCAUUUAUGGCUCUACAAACUAAGGAGCCUCGUUUAGUUCCUGUUCAAGAUGUCCAAACCCGAUGGAACUCGACCUUUAUCAUGCUGAAUCGGGCCAAAAGGCUACAACCAUUCUAUGAUCAGUAUUGUAUAGACCAUCAGUAUCUUCACUUCAAACUUGAUCAAGAAGAGUGGCGACAGAUUGAAUACCUUCUUCUUCUCACAAAGCCUUUCUUCGACUUCACAAAUAUGUUGUCUAAGACUAAGGAUGUUACUACACAUAACAUCUAUAGUAUUUACAACAAGCUUUUCUCUCAUCUUGAUGAAGCUGAGAGUAAGUUGAAGAAUAAAGGUGUUGUCUGGAAGAAGCACAUGCUCGAAGCUCUUCAGACUGCUAAACGGAAGCUCUCAAAGUACUACACUGCGACCGAUUAUGAAUCAUAUGGUGAUGUCUAUGCACUCGCGACAAUCCUUUGCCCAUCAAAAAAACUUCGAUAUUUUGCAUCAUCAGACUGGCAAGGUGAAAUUAACUAUGUUGAUCACUAUCAUGGAGUUCUUAAGCGAGAGUUUGAUCGAUAUAAAGAGACACUUCACCAUGAUUCAAACAAUACAGUCUUACAAGAUACCACUAAAGAGGCCCUGGAUGAUGAUUAUGGUGAUCUUGAUGCUGCUUGUGCUUCUCAGAGCCAGCCACAGCAUAGGCUCUCAAAGCCCGAAGAUGAUGAGAUUGCGAGGUAUCUUGCCCGCGGGAUCGAGGGUCAGAAGCCUAGAGCAUUCUGGAAAGACCAUGAGCAUGAGUUUCCUAUUCUUGCGAGGAUAGCACGGGAUAAUCUCUCAAUCCCAGCUAGUGGCGCAGGCGUUGAGCGAUUAUUUAAUUGCGCUCGCGAUAUGUGCCACUAUCGUCGCGGGCAAUUGAAACCAAGUACCAUCCGAGGACUGAUGCUUCAUCAAUUCGCCACUAACUUUGACGUUGAGCAGAAGGAGAUAGAGGUUAUCAAGGAGUAUCUAUCCAUUGGAGAAGCUGCGUUGUUAGAUCAAGCUUGGAAACCAAUGCCCCAGCUUGAAACACUUGAGCCAAUUAGUGAUAACGAAGAGGAGGAUCAAGAGCCUAGCAUAGAGGAUACACAACAGAUAGAGAGCUGCGAUGAUGAUUUGGGUAGUGGGAAGAAUAAUGAUCAAAGUAAGCAACUGCAGCGCAAACGAUCAAAGAAACGAUCAUCCGAAUGUUUUGAUGACGAUGACGAUGACCUUCCAGAAAUGCCAAUAGAUGAGGGCAUGCAGGGACGGUCGGGGCGAAUUCGGAAGCAACCUAGGUUACCUGAUGGAUUUCAGAUUGAUUUAAGGUAG
Messenger RNA from Penicillium odoratum, 2484 nucleotides. RefSeq lists its product as uncharacterized. Lineage: Eukaryota; Fungi; Ascomycota; Eurotiomycetes; Eurotiales; Aspergillaceae. Bases 1 to 2484 code for a protein of 827 amino acids. Gene Ontology annotation, molecular function: protein dimerization activity. The transcript has 3 exons. The record is from RefSeq and is a predicted model, not a curated record.